Molecule: messenger RNA, 596 nt
Organism: Closterium sp. NIES-67
Lineage: Eukaryota; Viridiplantae; Streptophyta; Zygnematophyceae; Desmidiales; Closteriaceae
Source: the annotation of a GenBank genome assembly
GGAGGGCUUCGGAUGUCAAUACGUGGCCUCAUCUCCCAUCCACCAACUGAUAAAAUCCUCUCACCAAAGCCAGCUCGAUUAGUGCAACCGUUAGAACCACCCACAAAGCCCUGGCCACACGUGUCCAUGGACUUCGUGACCGGACUGCCGGCCGGCGCAUCCCAAAAUGAUUCUGUGCUCAUGGUCGUUGAUCGACUCACAAAAAUGGCUCAUUUCACGCCAUGCCGAAUGACGAUAACAUCCGAGCAAACAGCCAAGCUGUUCAUCUCAACCGUCGUUCGCCUUCACGAAAUCCCGAAGGCGAUUGUGAGCGAUCGUGACCCCAGAUUUACGUCCAACUUCUGGACAAAAAUGUGGGAACAGUAUGGUACACGUCUCCAUCUGUCCACGACUUACCACCCACAAGCCGACGGUCAGACUGAACGGACAAAUCAGACCAUGGAGCAGCUGAUACGAAUAAUCUGUAUCGACCCGACCCAAUGGGAAGAUUCGCUCCCGUUGAUCGAGUUUGCGUAUAACAAUGCCCCUUUGUCCACAACUGCCCAAUCACCGUUUUACCCAAAUUACGGUUGUUAGGUAGAUUCCCAGCACAUCAG